Pseudomassariella vexata is the source of this 1161-nucleotide messenger RNA. RefSeq lists its product as uncharacterized. The transcript has 4 exons. Bases 1 to 1161 code for a protein of 386 amino acids. NCBI's taxonomy places the organism in Eukaryota, Fungi, Ascomycota, Sordariomycetes, Amphisphaeriales, Pseudomassariaceae. The record is from RefSeq and is a predicted model, not a curated record.
AUGCGUGCUGUUCUUCUUAGUGGUAUGUUUUUCCUGUUGGUGGCAAAUGGGAUGCCACAGGCUGGCGACCCUGUGGCCAAUGGCCUUAUUGAAACCACUUGCAUGACCCGUUUCACCACCAAGUCGACGACGGCGUGGACGACUUCUAAUUUUAAAACUGUUACACUUGAACCUAUAUUGAUCGUGAUGGAGACGCCGACAGUAACAGAAACACCCGAACCUACCACCGUCACCGAAACGAAUAUUGUCACUAAAACCUCUACAAUGUCGGAGACGAACGCAUUCACCGAAACUGCAUCUAUCACAUCGACGAUCACGGCUACAUCAACUUCAACAAGUGCAGUCACCUUGUCCGUCACCUCCACCACGACACUCGAGACCUCGACGACAACUCUCGAUCCCCCACCAAAUUUCAUCUACCCGAGUCCCAAUCCACUUUUCCGGAAGCGAGAUACUAGGGAGCCUGAAAAACCCCACGAAGUGCGAAACGGUUUCAAAAAUGGCACGGUUGACGGGGGGAGGCAGGGAUACCGGAGGGCAGAGCGACAGUACCCUUACAACGUCAUCUGUGAUAUUGUAGUGGAAUACAUAAUCCCUGAAGUAGUCACCAAAACAGCCAAGCGGACAAACACCAUCCGAGGUCCAACACCAACCACCAUUUUGACGACACAAUCGACAACAACGAUAACCGUGAACAUUCCAGAUGCUAGUACGACUAUUACCUUCAGUGAGACAGGGUAUGUUACCUCCACUUCGACGGCAAUAACGACGGAAACCUCAACAACCACCGAAAUGGCCACCUACCAACCAACCGCGACCUCGACGGCCGUCUGCAACGCACAAAAUCUAAUUAGCCGUGACUCCAACGGCGCGCCCUUAUCACAGAUUACCUAUGAUGCCCCGUUUCAAACGUUCUUCUACACCAAAACGGCGUACGAGUGCUGCACCGCAUGCUUCGACAGGAAAAAUUGUGCCGGAGCCAGUUGGCAAGUGGACCCAAGGGGGAUUUCCUGCUCUUUAGCCAUCUACAAUAGCUGUCCAGAGAAUCAGAAGCUGGCGGCUGGUGACUACAUAUCGGGCGACCCUGAGAUCGUGUUUUCGAAUGGACCUUGUGGUCGCUUCCAGUACAUCGCUGUGGGUUUCGAGGGAGGUUCCUCAUAA